AUGGCCGGGGAUGGCUGUGACAUCAUCUUUAAGCCUGGCUUCCUUGGAGUCACUGCUGUGCCAGGGCGGCUAAUCGUUUGUUCUGUGUUGGUCACAGCUUAUGCUAAGCCCCUAGUGCCUGUGACGAUGGGUCUGGAACUAGAGGAAAUCUGUUUGGGCAAGAUUUCUGUGAUUCCCAGCCACGGCGCCACACGCUGCCACCCCGUGGCCACCUCCCUGGUGACUGCAGCGACGGCUGUGGCUGGAAGUGCAGCGUGGCCUAACCGGAAGCAUGGCGGUGAGGGGGAUUCUGGGAGUUGUAGUUCCGGGGGGGUUCUUUUGCGCAGUGUUUUGAGCUCUGCCUCCUCGGACCCCACCGUCCCCUGGAAGCUCGCGCAGGGCACCUGCCGCUGUGACCACCUGGACGCAGGUUUUCCUAGUGUCUUUGCAAAAGCUCAGGAUCGGACUUUGUCAGGAAGGUGGGUCCCUCCUCUCAGCACAUCAAGCUUGUUUCUACCCCUGUCCCGAGAGCUGCAGAGGCUGAAGCUUGAGUCCCCACCUGAAGGUGUCUGCUUUCCCACAACAGCAAAGAAGAACCAUGGCCCAGGGGUCACUGUCAUUCGGGGACGUGGCUGUGGGCUUCACCGGGAAAGAGUGGCAGCAGCUGGACCUGGAGCAGCGGACCCUGUACCGGAUGUGAUGCUGGAGAACAACAGCCACCUGCUGUCUGUCGGGUAUCAAGUCAGCAAACCAGCUGUGAUCUCCAGUUUGGAGCAGGGGAAGGAGCCAUGGAUGGAGGAGGAAGAGAUAAGGAUGUGGAGCUUCCCAGUUAAAAUAUGGAUGGAUGGCGAGGCCUCCCAUGGUCGAUCCAUGGACACAGGGAUCCACACGCCUUCUCUUGCUCUCACUAGCAGAAUACGGUGCUGCCAAUCAAAAGUCGAAUCAAUGCAAGUAAACAAUCUGCAAUUUUCACAAGUUAUAGUUUGGGAGUCUGGUUUAAUAACUAUAUUUCCUAUGACUAACAUAUAAGGGGGUUUUACACAACUUUGUAAAGGAACUGUUAGACUGGAAUUUAGGUUGAUAGAGUAAAAUGUCUUAUAAUCUCUUGUUUCUAUAGUUUGGUUUCCAGACCAAAUUUUAAGGUGGUAUGAAGCCACAGUAAGCCUCCAUAAUUUUGGAUGUUUAGGACCAAAAACAAGACUUAUUAUUUUUGGUCUUGGAGUAGAGAUUCCCUUUUCUCCCCCAUUUCCAAGGGUAGAAAGACUGUAAUUUUUUGUGCCUAUGUUUGUCUACAUUUUCUGUUAAGUCACUAUCAACAGUUGGACUCACUAGUGCACUGGGACAGAAUUGAGUUUGUCCUGUGCAAUCGUGGUAGAAUUGAUCUCGAGGUGUCCAAUCUAUAACAGUUCCAAACGUAUUAUUUUGUAAAAUUACGGCACUAUCGGCCACACAUUUUUCCCAAACUAAAUCUCUUGUUUUUAUGGAAAUCUCCUUGGGGCAAGGUUUUCCUUUUGGCCUAAAUUUUAAUGAUCUUUGAUAAGAGAAGUCUUGUAAAUAGUUUAUCUGUGGUUUGAGUGACAUUCCGCUUACCAUGUGAUAAGUAAAUUUACAGGUGGGAUUGAGAGUAGGUACUUCUACCAACCAAUUUUGGAUAUUAGGCAUUAAACAUCCUGGUGCUUUCCCUAGACAUAUAGGAGGAUAAUGAUACCUAAUGGAAAUAUUUAUCAUCAUUUUUUCUUUCUCCGGUUUGGCAGGGCAACGAUCAUCUGUGGGACCAGCUACCCACACACUAUUAUUAAUAUAUACUUCAGUAGGAUUAUCCAUCCAUGUGGCUGCCCGAAUUAAGGGCGGGAAAGGCACAUA
Messenger RNA from Rhinopithecus roxellana (golden snub-nosed monkey), 1842 nucleotides. RefSeq lists its product as uncharacterized. The transcript is spliced from 9 exons. The coding region runs from base 1 to 1008 and encodes 335 amino acids. Lineage: Eukaryota; Metazoa; Chordata; Mammalia; Primates; Cercopithecidae. Gene Ontology annotation, biological process: regulation of DNA-templated transcription. The record is from RefSeq and is a predicted model, not a curated record.